GCCCGUCGCGGUGCGUUUGCGUCAUCGCGCCACGCCACCACCGGAGCCCGGGCGAAGAUGGCGGCAGCCGUUCUGAGCGGGCCCUCGGCGGGCUCCGCGGCCGGGGCGCCCGGCGGGGCCGGGGGUCUGUCGGCGGUGGGCUCGGGCCCGCGCCUCCGCCUGCUGCUGCUAGAGAGCGUGUCCGGGUUGCUGCAGCCGCGCGCGGGGAGCGCCGUGGCGCCCGUGCAUCCCCCGGUGCGCUCGGCCCCGCACUUGCCCGGGCUCAUGUGCCUCCUGCGGCUGCAUGGGACGGUGGGCGGGGCCCAGAACCUGUCAGCCGUCGGGGCGUUGGUGGGUCUCAGUAAUGCACGGCUCGGUUCCAUCAAAACCCGGUUUGAGGGCCUGUGUCUGCUGUCCCUGCUGGUGGGGGAGAGCCCCACGGAGAUGUUCCAGCAGCACUGCGUGUCCUGGCUCCGGAGCAUUCAGCAGGUCCUGCAGUCCCAGGACCCGCCCCCCACGAUGGAGCUGGCUGUGGCCGUCCUGAGGGACCUGCUCCGCUACGCGGCCCAGCUGCCCACGCUCUUCCGGGACAUCUCCAUGAACCACCUCCCCGGCCUCCUCACCUCCCUGCUGGGCCUCAGGCCGGAGUGUGAGCUCUCAGCGCUGGAGGGAAUGAAGGCCUGCAUGACCUACUUUCCUCGGGCCUGUGGGUCUCUUAAAGGCAAGCUGGCCUCGUUUUUCCUGUCCCGGGUGGAUGCCCUGAGCCCUCAGCUCCAGCAGCUGGCCUGCGAGUGUUACUCCCGGCUGCCGUCGCUGGGGGCCGGCUUCUCCCAGGGCCUGAAGCACACGGAGAGCUGGCAGCAGGAGUUGCGUAGUCUGCUGGCCUCCCUGCACAGCCUGCUGGGGGCCCUGUACGAGGGCGCAGAGACGGCCCCCGUGCAGUAUGAGGGCCCCGGGGUGGAGGUGCUGCUCACGCCCUCGGAGGACGGGGACGCACACGCCCUCCUCCGGCUCCGACAGCGCUUCUGUGGACUGGCCCGCUGUCUGGGGCUCAUGCUCAGCUCUGAGUUUGGGGCUCCCGUGUCCGUCCCUGUGCAGGAAAUCCUGGACGUCAUCUGCCGGACGCUCAGCAUCAGCGCGAAGAACAUCAGCUUGCUCGGAGACGGUCCCCUGCGGCUGCUGCUUCUCCCCUCCAUCCACCUGGACGCCUUGGACCUGCUCUCUGCACUCAUCCUCGCGUGUGGAGGCCGCCUCUUGCGCUUCGGGGGCCUGGUUAGCCGCCUGCUUCCCCAGGUCCUCAAUGCCUGGAACAUGGGUAGGGAUACCCUCUCUCCAGGCCAGGAGAGGCCUUACAGCACCGUGCGGACCAAGGUGUACGCCGUGCUGGAGCUGUGGGUGCAGGUGUGUGGGGCCUCGGCGGGAGUGCUGCAGGGGGGCGCCUCGGGAGAGGCCCUGCUCUCCCACCUGCUCAGUGACAUCGCCCCGCCGGCGGACGCUCUGAAGCUGCGCAGCCCGCGGGGGAGCCCGGACGGGGGGCUGCAGAGCGGGAAGCCGAGCGCUCCCAAGAAGCUGAAGCUGGAUCUGGGGGAGGCCAUGGCCCCGCCCAGCCACCGGAAGGGGGACAGCAACGCCAACAGUGACGUGUGCGCGGCCGCGCUGAGAGGCCUCAGCCGGACCGUCCUCAUGUGCGGGCCCCUCAUCAAGGAGGAGACUCACAGGAGACUGCACGACCUGGUCGUGCCCCUGGUCAUGGGGCUGCAGCGGGGCGAGACCCUGGGCAGCUCCCCGUACACCAGCUCCCGCUGCCGCCGGGAGCUGUACCGCCUGCUGCUGGCCCUGCUGCUGGCGCCCUCCCCCCGCUGCCCGCCCCCGCUCGCCUGCGCCCUGCACGCCUUCUCCCUCGGCCAGCGGGAGGACAGCCUCGAGGUGUCGUCCUUCUGCUCGGAAGCACUGGUGGUCUGCGCUGCCCUGACCCACCCCCGGGUUCCUCCCCUGCAGCCCGCCGGCCCCCCCUGCCCCACGCCUGCCCCCGUUCCCCCUCCUGAGGCCCCGUCUCCAUUCAGGGCCCCCCCCUUCCAUCCCCCGGCGGGCCCCCUGCCCCCGGCGCGGCCCGGACCUCCAGCCACAGCCAACCACUUAGGCCUCUCUGUGCCAGGCCUGGUGUCCGUACCCCCCCGGCUCCUUCCCGGCCCUGAGAACCACCGGGCAGGCUCAAAUGAGGACCCCGUCCUCGCCCCUAGUGGCACCCCUCCGCCCGCUCUGCCCCCGGAUGAAACUUUUGGGGGCAGAGUGCCCAGACCGGCCUUCGUCCACUACGAUAAGGAGGAGGCGUCCGACGUGGAGAUCUCCUUGGAGAGCGACUCAGAUGACAGCGUGGUGAUCGUGCCCGAGGGUCUACCGCCCCUGCCGCCCCCGCCUCCCUCGGGCACCACACCGCCACCUGUGGCUCCAGCCGGGCCACCCACGGCCUCCCCUCCUGUGCCAGCCAAGGAGGAGCCCGAAGAGCUUCCCGCGGCCCCGGGGCCUCUCCCACCCCCGCCGCCCCCCCCUGUGCCGGGCCCCGUGGCGCUGCCGCCCCCCCAGCUGGUCCCUGAAGGGACUCCUGGGGGCGGAGGCCCGCCCACCCUGGAGGAAGACCUGACGGUUAUUAACAUCAACAGCAGUGAUGAGGAGGAGGAGGAAGAGGAGGAGGAAGAAGAGGAGGAAGAGGAGGAGGAGGAGGAGGAGGAAGAUUUUGAAGAAGAAGAGGAGGAUGAAGAGGAGUAUUUUGAGGAGGAAGAAGAGGAGGAAGAGUUUGAGGAGGAGUUUGAGGAAGAGGAAGGGGAGCUGGAGGAGGAGGAGGAUGAGGAGGAUGAGGAGGACGAGGAGGAGUUGGAAGAGCUGGAGGAGGCCGAGUUCGGCCCGGCAGGAGGGCCGGCAGAAGAAGGGGGGCCUGCGCCCCCGAGCCCGGCCCCGGCUCUGCCCCCUGCCCAGUCCCCGACGGUGCAGCCCGAGCCCGAAGGGGAGCCCGGGCUGCUGCUGGAGGUGGAGGAGCCGGGGGCCGAGGAGGAGCCGGGGGCCCAGGCCGCCCCCACGCUGGCCCCCGAGGUGCUGCCCUCCCAGGGGGAGGGGCCGCGGGCCACAGGGAGCCCCCCAGCCGGGCCACCCCCCCAGGAGCUUGUGGAGGAGGAGCCCUUGGCUCCCCCGACCCUGCUGGAGGAGGGGACUGAGAGUGGGGGUGACAGGGUGCCGCCCCUCCCAGAGACACCUGCCGCAGAAGACGGGGAGGCCGAGGCGGAGGCCGAGACGGCAGCCCUCCAGGAGAAGGAGCAGGAUGACACGGCUGCCAUGCUGGCUGACUUCAUCGAUUGUCCCCCUGAUGAUGAGAAGCCACCGCCGGCCCCAGAGCCUGAUUCCUAGUCCUCUCUUGCACUCCCCCAGCCCCCUGCUUUCCAAUAAAGUUAUGUCCUGGG
Neomonachus schauinslandi (Hawaiian monk seal) is the source of this 3431-nucleotide messenger RNA. It is a transcript of the gene PELP1, whose product is annotated as proline, glutamate and leucine rich protein 1. Bases 58 to 3378 code for a protein of 1106 amino acids. Gene Ontology annotation, cellular component: nucleus. The transcript is spliced from 17 exons. Gene Ontology annotation, biological process: rRNA processing. The record is from RefSeq and is a predicted model, not a curated record. Lineage: Eukaryota; Metazoa; Chordata; Mammalia; Carnivora; Phocidae.